This is a messenger RNA of Xenia sp. Carnegie-2017, 2154 nucleotides long. Its product is annotated as putative ammonium transporter 1. The record is from RefSeq and is a predicted model, not a curated record. Lineage: Eukaryota; Metazoa; Cnidaria; Anthozoa; Malacalcyonacea; Xeniidae. Gene Ontology annotation, biological process: ammonium transmembrane transport; ammonium homeostasis. The transcript has 9 exons. Gene Ontology annotation, cellular component: membrane. Gene Ontology annotation, molecular function: ammonium channel activity. The coding region runs from base 144 to 1547 and encodes 467 amino acids.
CUACACCCCCCCGAAUACAUUAAUAAUUCGCCGGGUUUUGUUAUAAGGCCUUCAUUUUUGCAGAAGCUGUCGCAGUGUAAAGAUACUUACAACUAUAGAGAGAAGAAGCCCUUCAUCGAGGAAAUUUGUGCCGUUGGUUAAGAAUGGAUAAUUCAACCAAUUCAACAAGGACAGAACUCCAUGACAAUAUGGAUCAAUUUUUCCUAAUAGUGAAUGGAUUCAUAGUUGUCUUUAUGCAAGCCGGCUUUGCAUUCCUCGAGGCUGGAUCAGUUCGAUCUAAAAACACGACAAAUAUUUUGAUAAAAAACACCCUUGAUUUAUUUAUUGGCGGCAUUAUUUAUUGGUUAUUUGGUUUUGCUUUUGCAUUUGGUGGCAAUAACGACAAAUACAAAGGAGAGGGAGAUAGGUUUAUUGGCCAUACAGAUUUUGCACUUGCUGACCUGGACAGUGACCAGUAUGCAUUCUGGUUCUUCCAGUUUGUAUUUGCAGCUACUGCUGCCACAAUUGUGAGUGGUGCCAUCGCUGAAAGAGCUGAAUUCAUGGCUUAUCUGAUAUACUCGGGAUUAAUUACAGGAUUUGUGUAUCCUGUGGUUACACAUUGGGCAUGGUCUAAAGACGGAUGGCUUGCAGCAGAAAACAGUGACACUCCAUACAUGGAUUUUGCAGGCAGUGGUGUUGUUCACAUGGUUGGUGGUAUGCUUGCUUUAACUGGGGCCAUUUGUGUUGGUCCUCGUAUUGGACGAUUUGAUAAGUCAAAUGACCAGUCUAUACGUGGUCACACAGUUCCGAUGGUCUCGUUAGGUGGAUUCAUUCUUUUCUUUGGAUUCCUUGCUUUCAACGGAGGAUCACAAUUAUCUAUUUCAAAUGCGGGCGAUGCAAGUGUUGUUGCACUUGCCAUUGUUAACACGAUUCUGUCAGGUGCUGGUGGAGCUGUCACAGCCAUGUUGAUGAAAAGAAUUGCGACUGGAUUGUUUGAUGGACACUGGAGCUUACUAACGACCAUUAAUGGCGGACUUGCAGGCAUGGUCUCUAUCUGCGCUGGAUGCAACACAGUCGAACCUUUCGCUGCGUUUAUAACUGGUCUCUUUGCUGGUAUGGUCUUCAUGUUAUGGAGUUUUGUCCUGGAGAAACUGAAAGUUGACGAUCCACUUGAUGCCGUUGCAGUGCACUACGGAGCUGGCUUAUGGGGAGUAAUGGCAGUGACGCUUUUUAAAAGAGAUGAUGGUGUUUUUUAUAAAUGGAGCGAUCAAUCAUUUGAUCAAUUUGGCUGGAAUUUGCUUGGUGCCGCUGUCAUUACAGUUUGGUCAGCAUUUUGGGGAUUUGUAAUUUUUGGAUUGUUGAGAAUUUUUGGAUUGUUACGUGUGCCUCGUGAUAUUGAGCUGAAAGGCCUUGACGUGCCAAAACACGGCGAACCAGCAUACCCAAUUGAAAGCUAUGGCGAUGGGUGGUCUCAAACGCCAGCUGUAAAUGGUAAUACCCACAAUGCUAUUGGUCUCGCCAAUCGUGGUAUUCAGCAAGACAUCCCUCCUGGUGCACCGCGAAGUUAAUAUGACACGUUGUUUCUAGACUUGCCCUAACUUUGUUCUUUAACUCUCAGCAUUUUUAUCAUAUAUCUUUUCACACACAUACACUGAAUUGUGUUAAAUAGUUUGCGCGCUUGCAUUGUAUUGGCUGAGGUAAAUGUAAGGUUUUCGAAAUAUUUGUAGAGGAUUUUUUCUUGAUGUAAAUGUUACGAUAGCUGCACCUUGUUAUUUCAAUGUAUCCUCAGGCAGACCACUUUCUUGUUUUAGUUAAGACCAUACUUGUCUCUUUGCGUUUUGAGUAGUUCAUGAUCUCAUCUACACUUACUUGUCUUGGACGUAUGUUUUUCCUCAAAUUUAAACCUUUCUGGAUGUUUAGACAGUUACUAAAAUUGUUAUACUGAGUUAGUUUUUCUUUCAUAAAAUGUCGAAACUAAACAUCAAGAAUAUUAACUGCAAUUGAUAGAUCAUCGCAUAGGUAUAUUUGUUUUCUUUACAAAAUAUGAAAUUUGACAGUGACAGAGCUUGAAUGAUUGUAAAUGGCAGGCAUGUAUUUUUUUGCUCCUGACUUAAUAUAAUACUAUAACUACAAUUUAAUGAUCUUAUUGUGACAAUAAAUAUUAGCUUAGCACAA